CUGAAUCGGUUUCAUGUCUUUUUAUUUUUAAUCGUCAUAAAUUAUUUUGAAAGUAAUUACAUGAAAUCAGCAGACUGUGUAGCCUGAGGGGCCCCAUCAUUCAGCAAAGAGCCCCAAAAACCUUAACAUGUCCCCGAACACAAGAUGCGUUCAGGUGCAGCAUAGAGGUCACGGAAAUUCUGAUAUUACCGUUCAGUUUAACACAUUAGGUCGACCAUUCAUCACAGACUCUAUUUUUGCUAUUUUCAACUUUAUUAUAAAAAUGUGAUAUUAGGUCUCAUAGAUCGUGAUGCUUUCUUUUAAUUUUAUUUUAUAAAUAUGUAGUUUUUCAUGGCUAAAUUUCAUAUUCACAAAAGUAAAUUUGCUAAUAAAAAAACUGGAUUUUUCUCACAGAAGUUAAAACUGCAGCAACAUUUAAAAUUAAUUUCUGCUUCAGAAAAUACAAAGGCUGAAAAAACAAUUAACGUUUGUAAAAAAAAGUUAACUCUCACAUUUCUAUUUUUUUCUUUUCUGUUUUUUCUUUUUAUUUAUUUAUUUCCUUCUUUGGUUGUUUUUUGGGUUAUUAUUGAACACCCGUUUGUUUAAAAAAUUACUUAUAUUAUUUAUUAUUAAAUAAUAAUAUUACUAAUAAUUUUGUUCUUAGUGGUUAAGAUUCUCAAGCAGGUCCAAAUAAAGUUGUUUUGUAUUCAAAGCUGCGUUUGAUUCUUAUAUUGUAUUGUUAUAAACAUUGUAUUUUUGUACAGUAUUCUGCAAAAAAAAAAGAAAAAGAAAAACUUUAGGUCGACCAUGGCGCCCCCGUUGCCCUUCAAAAUAAAAGUUCUGAAUCUCCCCGCCUCCUCGGCGCUCGUUCCCGCCCCCCAGCGGCGGAACAGGCAGCCGUGGAGCGUCAGCGCCGCUGUCCGUCCCCGCUACCGGAGUGAAAGUUGCCCCCGUCUGGGAGAAGCCGGGUCCCGGGAGUCGCUACUUUCCGCCGCCGCCGCUUUGGACGCUUCCCCCCCGCAGCCAUGAGGCGGAAGGAGAAGAGGCUGCUGCAGGUCGCGGGGCUGCUCAUAGCCGCUCUCCUCUUCCUGCCGAACGUGGGGCUGUGGUCUCUGUACCGGGACCGAGUGUUCGACAACUCGCCCGACACGGACGGUCCGCGCGGCAUCCCCGCCAUACAGGGGGUGAACCGGAUGGGGAGGGACUCUCUGGUGGGACUUGGCGGCACCAGGAAGAAAGACUGGCACGACUAUGAGGCCAUCAGAAGAGACGCCACUCGAUCCGGAAACGGCGAGCAGGGGAAGGCGUUUCCCCUGACGGAUGCUGACCGGGUGGACCAGGCCUACAGGGAGAAUGGCUUCAACAUCUUCGUCAGCGACAGGAUCUCCCUGAACCGCUCCGUCCCCGACAUUCGCCAUCCCAACUGUAAACAGAAGCUGUACGCCGAGCGGCUCCCCAACACCAGCAUCAUCAUCCCCUUUCACAACGAAGGCUGGUCGUCGCUGCUGCGGACGGUCCACAGCGUGCUGAACCGCUCUCCUCCGCAGCUCAUCGCCGAGAUCAUCCUGGUGGACGACUUCAGCGACAAAGAUCACCUGAAGGGGGCGCUAGAGGAGUACAUGGUACGGCUGCCAAAGGUGCGCAUCCUGAGGACAAAGAAGAGGGAGGGGCUUAUCAGGACACGCCUCCUCGGCGCGGCAGCAGCCAAAGGAGAGGUCAUCACCUUCCUGGACUCUCACUGCGAGGCCAACAUCAACUGGCUGCCCCCCCUGCUGGACCGGAUUGCCCUCAACAGGAAAACCAUCGUCUGUCCCAUGAUAGACGUCAUCGACCACGACAACUUUGGCUACGAGACGCAGGCGGGCGACGCCAUGAGGGGCGCGUUUGACUGGGAGAUGUACUACAAACGGAUCCCCAUCCCCGCAGAGCUGCAGAAGAACGACCCGAGUGAACCCUUCGAGUCGCCCGUGAUGGCUGGCGGGCUGUUUGCCGUGGACAGGAAGUGGUUCUGGGAGCUGGGGGGUUACGACACGGGUCUGGAGAUCUGGGGAGGCGAACAGUACGAGAUCUCCUUCAAGGUGUGGAUGUGCGGCGGUCGAAUGGAGGACAUCCCCUGCUCGCGGGUCGGACACAUCUACAGGAAGUACGUCCCCUACAAGGUCCCGGGGGGGGUCAGCCUGGCCCGGAACCUGAAGCGUGUGGCGGAGGUGUGGAUGGACGAGUACGCUGAGUACGUCUACCAGCGCCGACCCGAGUACCGGCACCUGUCUGCGGGAGACGUGGCUGCGCAGAAGGAGCUGCGCAGCACGCUCAACUGCAAGAGCUUCAAGUGGUUCAUGAAGGAGGUGGCCUGGGAUCUGCCCAAGCACUACCCACCAGUGGAGCCCCCUGCUGCCGCCUGGGGAGAGGUCCGGAGCGCCGCCAGCGGUUUGUGUUUGGAGAGCAAGCACUUUGUGUCCGGGACUCCCAUCCGCCUGGAGAGCUGCGUGAAGGGGCGGGCCGACGUCAGCUGGGGCCACGGGCAGGUGUUCACGUUCGGCUGGCGGGAGGACAUCCGGGUGGGCGACCCCAUGCACACCAAGAAGGUCUGCUUUGAUGCCGUCUCCCACCACAGCCCCGUCACGCUGUACGACUGUCACGGCAUGAGGGGCAACCAGCUGUGGCGCUACAGGAAGGACAAAAGCCUCUAUCACCCCGUCAGCAACAGCUGCGUGGACAGCAACGCCAGCGAGCGCCGCGUCUUCAUGAACGUGUGUAACCCCGCCUCCGCCAGCCAGCAGUGGCUGUUUGAGAAAACCAACGCCACCGUUCUGGAGCUCUUCAACCACGGCGUCAACUGAAGGCCCCCCCCCCAGUCGCUGUUGCCCUGUUUGACUCAAGUGUGGGAGGGGCUUGUGCUUCUUUUGUCCCACCUCCUCUCUUUCUACCCCCCUGAGGCUCCAUGUGCCUGCAUGACUGUCCCCCCCCCGCCCACUCACUCCCCCCGUAUGUCUGCAGCUCUGCCUGGGUGGGGGCGUGGCUAGUGAUCUGCUCCCAAACUCACAUGGCAGGCGAGUUAAGGCCCGCCUCUCCGUCUCUGGACCCCCCCAGCAUUUAUCAGAGAUGUUCUGAGUGCAGUCCACUCACACUGUACUUCCUGUGCCCUCCCCCCAGCUGCAAACCCACACAGGAAGUGGGUUUGCUGCAGCUUCCUGUCCCUCAAAGACUGCACCUCGGUGGCGGCCAAUCCCCCCCCACGCCACUGGACCGUUGGCAGGCAGGCCGUCACCUGAUUGGCUGGCAGGCAGGCCGUCACCUGAUUGGCAGGCAGGCAGGCCGUCACCCUCUCUUCAGCUACGGUAGCUCUUGAGGUCCAAAGUGGGGGCUUAAAUUGCACAAAGCACUUACAGAACGACCAACUUGAAUGCAAUCUCAGUGCCUUGUCGGACGACGACUCCACGGCGGCAGAAACGCCGCAGCGGGAACCGGUAGUGUCCGGACGCCUCGGAGCACUUCCGGGUUCCUGAAAAUAAAGCUGGAUUGUCCUGUGGUGCAGGACCCUGAACGCAUCGCCGUGAUUUCUCUGCAGUAAACGCACUUGACGUGAACGGAGCUCUGAGACUCCUCCUCAACGCCUCUCCUGCCUUUAAAAGUAAACCCCGCCCACCCAUCUCCAUGGAGACAAGGCGAUGCUUUCAUUUUUAUUCCACUCCUUUAGUACUUCAGUGGGAGACAGAAGUAAUGUUCUUAGCAGAUCACCUGAUGCGUUCUUUCUGUCUUCGUUGAACUUUUUCGUUUUGGGGCUGUUUUAUAAAUAAAGUUUGUGUUUAAUAAAUUCUUCCUAAUUUAAAAUUUAGAGAAUAAAAAUGCACAGAUUCUCUUAAAUGUUUUUUCUGUUCUUUUUGGUUGGAUGUUUUGAUGCACUUUAAACUUUCCACGCCUGUAAUUUGUGUUGAAACAGAAAAUCCAUCCAUCCAGGAACUCCUGAUGUCCCAAUCAAGAUUCCAUAUCAAUCAAUAAUUCUCUCUAAAAUCUGUGUUUUUAUUGUGGCAGCAGUUGAAAAUGCAACUUAUCAAACACUCGUUAUCGUUAUAAUCCACAGAAUUCCUCUUUUUUUAGUAUAGAAAUGUGUUUUAAAGCUGUCAAAACAUUUUAGACGAUUAUUACAGCAACAAAUCCUGGAUGGAUUUCAUUUCAGGGCCAGAUCCUCAUCAAUACGUUAAUCACUGUCCGUGUUUUUUGAUUCUCUUUCAGUUUUUUCGGGUCUGUUGAAUCGAUAAAGCAUCAAAGAAAGGAGGCGGAGUUUAAUCAGCUGUUUGUAUCUUUAUUCAAAAUAUUUUUUUUAUCAUUGGGGAUGUUCUUCAUAGGCAUGUAAUGGUUCUAACCAAACCCUUCCUUUACUUUGCCCCGCCCAUUUAUCCAUUGAUGGAAUGUUGUUGAUGUGGGUGGAGCAAACCGGCUCACCGUUGACUCAUUUUGUGUUCCUGAUAGAACUCCAGGCGAUGUCAGAAUUAUCUGUUCAGCAGAUAUUUGUCUGGUUUGCAGCCAGCUGGGGGGUCAAACCUCAGCGGGGGGGUCAAACCUCAGCGGGGGGGUCAAACCUCAGCGGGGGGGUCAAACCUCAGCUGGGGGUCAAACCUCAGCUGGGGGUCAAACCUCAGCGGGGGGGUCAAACCUCAGCUGGGGGUCAAACCUCAGCUGGAGCCGGUUUCAGACAUUUGGAGUCAAUAUUUCAGCUGGAAAAACCACAAAAACCGAGCUGUCGAUGAGUUCAGUUGCUUUACUCUCCAUGACAAAGAAAGGCCGUUUUCAGUGGAACUUCUUUGCUGAUGACACCGUGCUGUUUGGUCCAAACUGAACCGUUCCGACCCAAACUGCUUUUUUAUUGCUGUUCAGUAAAAUGCUGUUUCUUUUCAGAGCCACUGUUGACUGACAGCCUCAGAGAUGCAGUUUGUAGACUGAGUGACAUAAGCUGUGGUUGAUGCUGCCCGCCUUGUUUCCUCUGUCAAAUAAUCCUCCAUGAAUCUUCCCACCGUCUCCUCGUGCAACACUCACCUCGACUCUUUCUUUCAACGUCAAUGUUCAAAAAUUGACCUUUUAUUUUCUCCUAACGUUGACAAAAAUCUCUAAGUUUUUUGUGGACGGGUUAAGAAAAGCCUAAUUCUAUACAUACUUUUUCAUGUCAGCCUGUUGUAUUUUACUGAAUGCGACGGUUUCUGCUUCUUUCUGUUUUUGUUCGAUCCGUCUUUUAGGAUUUCGGUUCAUGACUUCCUGUCAGCAUCAUCCCAAAGUGAUUGUCCUGAUGUCUAAAUGCUGCCAUGUUGGGUUUUUGGUUUCAUGCUUUUAGAGUCCCAUUUGUUUCAGAGGGAGUAGAAAUCUAUUUUUCUGGAGCGCCUCCGCCUGUUCGCCCGUCGCCGGAUGCUGUGCGGCGCCUCAGACAUUACAUUUUGUAUUUGGAGAUCCAGUAUUUUUUUCUACUGACACUGAAGCUGUAAAAGUGUAUUUAGAUAUUUAACAAACUGUACAAAAAAAUUGGAAAUGUAAAAUAUUUUUGCUGACAUUGUAAAAUAAAAAGUUUCUAUAUUUCAGGAAAGAA
Molecule: messenger RNA, 5554 nt
Organism: Oryzias latipes (Japanese medaka)
Lineage: Eukaryota; Metazoa; Chordata; Actinopteri; Beloniformes; Adrianichthyidae
Product: polypeptide N-acetylgalactosaminyltransferase 10
Biological process (GO): protein O-linked glycosylation
Cellular component (GO): Golgi apparatus
Molecular function (GO): polypeptide N-acetylgalactosaminyltransferase activity
Source: RefSeq, a predicted model, not a curated record